AUGGUGAAGGCCAGUGGGAAGUUAGCUGAUGGAUUUUCAGGAGAGCGCGGCGGCAGGGGUGGUAUUGGCAGCGUUCGUGUGCUCGGGUGUGAAUCGCCGAGGGAGGAGGCAGUGGAGGAAGAGGUGGCGGGGGUCGUAGCGGUGGCGGAGGAGGCGGGUACGAAUCAGCUGCGGGCGGAGACAUGGCCAACAUCGCGGUGCAAAAAUCAAAUUAAAGUAGAUCUUGUAGAUGAGAAUUUUACAGAAUUAAGAGGAGAAAUAGGACCUCCAGACACACCAUAUGAAGAAGGAAGAUAUCAACUAGAGAUUACAAUACCAGCAACAUAUCCAUUUAAUCCCCCUAAGGUCCGGUUUAUCACUAAAAUAUGGCAUCCUAAUAUUAGUUCUGUCACAGGGGCUAUUUGUUUGGAUAUCCUGAAAGAUCAAUGGGCAGCAGCAAUGACUCUCCGCACGGUAUUAUUGUCAUUGCAAGCAUUACUGGCAGCUGCAGAGCCAGAUGAUCCACAAGAUGCAGUAGUAGCAAAUCAGUACAAACAAAAUCCCGAAAUGUUCAAACAGACAGCUCGACUUCGGGCACAUGUGUAUGCUGGAGUACCAGUUUCUAGUCCAGAAUACACCAAAAAAAUAGAAAACCUAUGUGCUAUGGGCUUUGAUAGGAAUGCAGUAAUAGUGGCCUUGUCUUCAAAAUCUUGGGAUGUAGAGACUGCAACAGAAUUGCUUCUGAGCAAUUCUCAGAAUUGCUUCUGA
Messenger RNA from Balaenoptera musculus (blue whale), 747 nucleotides. RefSeq names its product ubiquitin-conjugating enzyme E2 K-like. Lineage: Eukaryota; Metazoa; Chordata; Mammalia; Artiodactyla; Balaenopteridae. Gene Ontology annotation, biological process: proteasome-mediated ubiquitin-dependent protein catabolic process; protein polyubiquitination. The record is from RefSeq and is a predicted model, not a curated record. Gene Ontology annotation, cellular component: nucleus. Gene Ontology annotation, molecular function: ubiquitin conjugating enzyme activity; protein binding. Bases 1 to 747 code for a protein of 248 amino acids. The transcript has 2 exons.